AUGAGGUACAGAGGGCAAAAUGGUGGUAGUUACCGCGAUAGGCGUGAUCCGUCACCAAAGAAUUGGCGCAUGGGGCCGGCAGAAAAUAAGCGUGAUGGUAGACCAGGAAAUGAGAAAAUAUCGGGCAUGUGCAUGUCAUUUCCUCCGCAAAGCUCAUACGAAGGUUGCAUAGAAAAGGGAAAGCUCAAGCUAGCUAAUGGGAAUUCAGUUCCAGUAAUUACUAGUAGUUGUACUACUGAAUCCUUAGAAGGUGAAAGGCAGCUAGAUUUGAAGCAGGGUUAUGUCGGAGACCAAGAAGUUAAAGUACUUAGAGACACAGGGUGUGAGUUAGCAGUUGUUAGAAAGAAGUGUCUUACAGAAGAUCAAAUGUUGAAGAAAAACUGCAUAAUGAUAGCAAUAGAUGGACGUGCCAGAUUAGUCCCUAUGGCUCAGAUUAGAAUUGACACACCAUACUUCAAGGAUGGAAUAGAGGCCAUGGUUUUAGAAACCGUAAUUUGUGAUUUGGUUUUAGGCAACAUCAGUGGCAUGCUAAAUAAACCAGAUGAAAAAUGGGUUGGUCGUGAUGCCAGUAAGAUAGAAACAAUUGACACAAAUGUAGCUGCUCUAGUCACAAGGGCACAAGCAGAGAAGGAGAAAAAGCAUAUGAAGCCACUUAAGGAUGUACCUGUAAUUAAAGAAGAUGAAAUAACAGUUGAGUUGCUUAAGAAAGCACAGUCAGAGGAUAAGUCAUUGAACAGACUAUGGAGAUACGCCGAAAAGAAAAAUAUAAAGUCGAGAAGAGGUGGCAAUAAGUACAGAUACGAGAUAAGCAAAGACGUAUUGUACAGGAUAUUUGAGACAGUGAAGGGCGAUAAGAAAGUAGAAACCAAGCAGAUAGUGGUCCCGAAGAUAUACCAGAAGCGUGUAAUGUCCUUAGCACAUGAAUCUAUAAUGGGUGGACAUCUUUCAGUUCGCAAGACUGUAGACAGAAUACAGUCAAGCUUUCAUUGGCCAGGAAUAUCAAGUGACGUCACAAGGUUUUGUCGUUUAUGCGAUAUUUGCCAGAAAACAGUACCGAAGGGUAAAGUUCAGAAGGUACCUCUUGGUGAGAUGCCAAUCAUCGAUGCUCCAUUUCAACGAGUUGCUGUUGAUUUGAUUGGGCCAAUUUCGCCUGUUUCAGAAAAGGGAAACCGUUACAUCUUGACAGUAGUUGAUUAUGCUACACGUUAUCCAGAAGCAGUUGCUUUACCAAGAAUAGAGACAGAAAAUGUUGCAGAAGCAUUGUUAGACAUAUUCUCGAAAGUAGGUUUUCCUUCUGAAAUUUUAAGCGACAGAGGUAGCCAGUUUACAUCGCAACUUAUAGAAGAAGUAUGCAGACUCGUGUCCCUUAAACAGUUGUUUACGACACCUUACAUCCCGAAAUGUAAUGGCCUUUGUGAGAGAAUGAAUGGAAUUCUCAAAGGUAUGCUAAAGAAAAUGUGCCAAGAGAGACCCAAAGACUGGGAUCGAUAUAGAUCUGCUGUAUUAUUCGCAUACAGGGAAGUCCAACAAGCCAGUACAGGAUUUUCCCCAUUUGAAUUGUUAUAUGGUAGAACAGUGAGAGGUCCAAUGCAGGCACUGAAGGAACUUUGGACAGAAAGCGAAGUUCCAGAAACAAGGAACACGUAUGAAUACGUGCUAGAUCUACGGAACAGACUAGAAGAAACGUGCAGAAUUGCAAGGGAGAGCCUCAGCAAUGCACAAGUAGAAUACAAACAUCAUUAUGACAAAAAGACAAGAGCACGAAGUCUCGAGCAAGAAGACACAGUUUUAGUCCUCCUGCCUACAUCUCACAACAAACUCAUGUUGCAGUGGAAAGGUCCAUUUGAAGUAGCUAAAUAUGAGGAGAGAGAAGAUAAGGUCUGUGCAAGUGUAGCAGUUAUAGAAGCAGAGAAUGAAAGUGAAACUGGUGUAGUUGACGAUGAGAGUUUACUGAACUUAGUAAACACCAGUGGUACAGAGACGUACAGAGAUGUUUGUGUAAAUGAGCAGUUGUCUAGAGAGCAGAAAGCUGAAGUGUAUGCUCUGCUUGAAGAAUUUAAAGAUAUAUUCACUGAUGUACCAGGGACAAACGACCUUGAAGAUCACAAGAUUGAUUUGACUGAUGAGACACCGAUACGUAUUAGACAGUACACAAUACCUUACGCAAAGAGAAAAAGCGUUGAAAACGAAGUUAAGAAUAUGUUUGAAGCUUGA
Messenger RNA from Mercenaria mercenaria, 2214 nucleotides. RefSeq lists its product as uncharacterized. Gene Ontology annotation, biological process: DNA integration. The record is from RefSeq and is a predicted model, not a curated record. NCBI's taxonomy places the organism in Eukaryota, Metazoa, Mollusca, Bivalvia, Venerida, Veneridae. Gene Ontology annotation, molecular function: nucleic acid binding. The transcript has 3 exons. Bases 1 to 2214 code for a protein of 737 amino acids.